GCUGGGUCGCGCCGAGAACCCCGUGCGGUUUGCUUCUCGUCUCGUCUUUCCUCCGUCCCGGCGUCAACCGAACGACCCCGUCCGCCCGCCGUAGAUCACAAGGAGAAAGGGAUCGACCCCGCCGCCGCCGACGCCGAGAGACGAUGAGCUACCAGCAGGUCCCUCCGCAGGAGGCCUACCCGCCGCCAGGGUAUUCGCCGGUGUACCCGCCGCCGGCGCCCGGCGCGCAGCAGGGCCCGUACUACCCGCCGCCGCAGCAGCAGCCGCCGCCGCCGCCGGGGUACCAGGGAUACUUCAGCCAGGGCCAGCCGCAGCAGCCGCCGCCCUACUACUACCCGCCGCCGCCGCCGCACGGUGGCCAUCACCACCACGGCCACCACCACCAUGACCACCACGCCGAGGACCACCACCACCACCAUGGUCACCACCACCACCACCACCACAACGACGAUGACUGCUGCCUUGGCUUCCUCAAAGGAUGGUUGGCCGCUCUAUGCUGCUGCUGCUGUCUGGAGGAGUGCUGCUGCUGUUUCUGGUGAUGUGCGUGCUUGGAAGCUACUCGUGUCUUGCAUCUUCGACAUUGGGCGUGCCGCAGUAUCUAGUGAAUCUUCUGGCUUGUUAUUAUGUGUAGCUAUAUGAACGUAUUCUGUUACCUGUGUCAAAUAAACUGUGUUUACAUUGUUUGCUGAACUGUUUGGGCCAUGGAUGGACGGUGUUGUGCAAAGUGUACAUGAUCCAGACUUGACUGUUUUUCAUUCGUUGAUUGUGGAAACUUGGUGCUGAAA
Molecule: messenger RNA, 785 nt
Organism: Triticum urartu
Lineage: Eukaryota; Viridiplantae; Streptophyta; Magnoliopsida; Poales; Poaceae
Source: RefSeq, a predicted model, not a curated record